Triplophysa dalaica is the source of this 2356-nucleotide messenger RNA. RefSeq names its product transmembrane BAX inhibitor motif containing 1a (gene tmbim1a). The transcript has 12 exons. Gene Ontology annotation, biological process: negative regulation of apoptotic signaling pathway. Gene Ontology annotation, cellular component: endoplasmic reticulum; Golgi apparatus; membrane. The record is from RefSeq and is a predicted model, not a curated record. Lineage: Eukaryota; Metazoa; Chordata; Actinopteri; Cypriniformes; Nemacheilidae. Bases 416 to 1519 code for a protein of 367 amino acids.
UGUUCUGGGAACACAAAUAUGUAGCUUGGGUGGGUCUAGUUCAACACAUCCUUACAGGCUGCUUACAUUUCUAAGGAAGCGAUUCACAACGAAAGCAAGUUAGUAGGGAUAUUUUUAAUCAUUUUAAUUUCAGAUACUUGAUAAACGCAGACAUGUUCUUAUAAAUUUGGCUCUUUAAACUCCACCUGCUGGUUAAUGCGGACAAGUAUAUUGACGUCAUAGCUUGACUGCUAGCUUACAUUAGUUGGGCAGGCAUUUGAAGAACCGAAGCUGGAACAGGGUGUUGACACUCGUGUUUUUAUUUUAACAAACUCAUUCUGAAGGUUAUUCAUCGCUAACGUUUCUUUCUUCAAGAUCCGACAUCGUCAUACAAAGUUUCUGGAUAUUAGACACCGCGUGGAUUUAUUGAAGCACAAUGUCCAGGUCUGAUUUUCCUCCGGGUUACGAUGAAUCCCGGCUGCUCUCCAACCCUGAUCCUCGGAGUGGUUUCCCUCCUUCUAACCCUCCGUAUGGCUUCGACUCAUAUGGGGGACCACCGCCUUAUCCGCAGCCCAACACAUACCCAGGACAACCUGGAGGGAACCCCCCGCAGCCCAACACAUACCCAGGACAACCUGGAGGAUACCCCCCGCAGCCCAACAACGCUUAUCCAGGACAACCUGGAGGAUACCCCCCGCAGCCCAACACUGCUUACGCAGGACAACCUGGAGGAUACCCCCCGCAGCCCAAUAACGCUUACCCAGGACAACGAGGAGGAUUCCCCCCGCCAUUUAUCCCUCCCAUGCCAAUCCCUGUUAUUUCCAACGAUUCGGAUGACAAUGAAGGAUUUACCAGCGCAGAAGGAUGGGACACUACUCGUAUCCGACACACGUUUAUACGGAAAGUUUACCUGAUCCUCGCUGUACAGCUUCUCAUCACAUUCGGAAUCGUGUCUAUUUUCACGUUUGUGGAAUCUGUAGCAGGGUUUGUGAGAAAAAACCCAGCAAUUUACUGGACUUCAUAUGCUGUCUACUUUAUCACACAUAUGGUGUUGGUUUGCUGUAAGGGACCCAGGAGACGUUUCCCGUGGAACUUGAUCCUCUUGACCAUUUUUACAUUGGCAUUGUCAUACAUGACUGGGGCAGUAGCAAGUUACUAUAGUACUAAAGCAGUAUUCCUCGCCCUGGGAAUCACUGCUGUGGUGUGCAUUGCUGUGACCGUGUUCUGCUUCCAGACUAAGGUGGAUUUUACCAAAUGUGCUGGACUUUUCACCGUGCUUGGAAUCGUGGUGUUUGUGACCGGCAUUAUCACAGCUAUCGUGCUGUCAUUCAAAUAUAUCCCAUGGCUUCACAUGUUGUAUGCAGGUAUAGGGGCCAUUGCAUUUACUCUGUUUCUGGCAUAUCACACCCAGCUGCUCAUUGGCAACAGGAAACACUCUAUCGGACCAGAGGAAUAUGUUUUUGCUGCUCUCUCGCUUUAUGUUGACAUUAUCCAGAUCUUCCUCUUCCUUCUGCAAAUCAUCGGAUUUGCAGAGAGAUAGUAGCUUCAAGCUGGCCGGCCGGCCUGUGUUGUCAUAAUAGCUUCGUUUUUAUGCACUAUGCAAUGUCUUCUCAGUCCAGUCAUGGACUGGAACAUGUACUCAAAUAAUUAAACUCUACUGAACUUAGAACAUGAUACUGCUCAAUUGUUAUUAGCUGUUAAGGGAUGAAUACAGUGUCCAUUGAGUAUUCUAACUGUAUGCUUACAUUCUCAUCAAAUAAGGGAUUUGUAUGUGAUGUGUUCCAUCAUUUUGUGUCAAAAGUCAAAAUAUGCCAUUAUAGAAGAAACAUUAGUUUGGCAUCGUAUAGAUGCACAGUGUUCAUUGUAGUAUGACAUCACUCAUGUUGCCUAUUUGAUUCGAUCACCCUCCUGUUAAAACAUCCAAGAUUUGACAGGAAAACAUGGAUCACUUUAGAGGGGUACUCAAAAUAAUGGAGUAUUAUAUACAGAAGUGGAUCUGUAUUAUGUAAACCUCUACUGUAUAGUCAUGGUUAUAGCUUUUCUGCUGUGUACAUAGAUCUAUUAUUUCAUCUAGAACUUUUUAAUACAUAUGUAACUCGCAAACAUCCAUAUAUUUAUAUAAAAGUAUAUCAGAUCACAGUGCUUGAGAUUUUUCUUUACUUUAUUCAUUUGAUACUACUAUGUGGUGCCUCUGUUUGUUUAGUUUCAAAUACACGCCGUAAAUACAAUAAAAUAGUAUUAACAACAUAAAUGGAAUAUUACAUUAUGCUGUUUUUUUUUCAAGUGCCUUUGUCAUAUUGUUGAAGAAUGGCUUCAAUUUAAAAUGUAUCAUUGUUAUUUUGGGAAUGGUCAUAUUAAACAUUGCAUAAAACACAUA